AUGGCGCUGGAGGUGAUGCUGGAAGUGAUGCUGGAGGUGAUGCUGGAGGUGAUGGUGCAGGGGGGUGAUGGCGCUGGAGGUGAUGCUGGAGCUCCUGGGACCCAGCACCCGGCCUCUAGGCUCCGCGGCCUCCCCUUGAGCACCCUCGAGACACCCCUCUUUGAGGAGAGCGCGCCCGGCCACGAGGCCCCGGCCCUGGGAAGCCGCCUGCUGGCCGGCUCCCUGGGGCAGCCCAGGCCCGAUCCCACCUCCAGCUGCUGGGCGCUUGAGCUGGGCUGGCUGCUCGCGGGCCCGGGGCUGGCGUGCGGGCCCGGCCGGGGCUUCGGCAAGCGGCGGCACCCCAAAAAGCUGACCCCUUUAGCCUACAAGCAGUUCAUCCCCAACGUGGCCGAGAAGACGCUGGGGGCCAGCGGCAGAUACGAAGGGAAGAUCUCGAGAAACUCGGAGCGCUUUAAGGAACUCACCCCCAAUUACAACCCCGACAUCAUAUUCAAGGAUGAAGAGAACACCGGGGCCGACCGGCUGAUGACUCAGAGGUGCAAGGACAAGCUGAACGCCUUGGCCAUCUCCGUGAUGAACCAGUGGCCGGGCGUGAAGCUGCGGGUGACCGAGGGCUGGGACGAGGACGGCCACCACUCGGAGGAGUCACUGCACUACGAGGGCCGCGCCGUGGACAUCACCACGUCGGACCGUGACCGCAGCAAAUACGGCAUGCUGGCGCGCCUGGCCGUGGAGGCCGGCUUCGACUGGGUCUACUACGAGUCCAAGGCCCACGUGCACUGCUCCGUGAAGGCCGUUGGGGCUCAGGAGUCCACUGCCCCUCCCCACCCCGCCCCGCGGGAGCUUCUGUCCACGCUGCACACCCCGGGAGCGGCCCGCCCCGCCGCGCGCCUGUGGGCUCUGCACUGA
Messenger RNA from Condylura cristata (star-nosed mole), 909 nucleotides. RefSeq names its product sonic hedgehog (gene SHH). The transcript has 5 exons. The coding region runs from base 1 to 909 and encodes 302 amino acids. NCBI's taxonomy places the organism in Eukaryota, Metazoa, Chordata, Mammalia, Eulipotyphla, Talpidae. Gene Ontology annotation, molecular function: calcium ion binding; patched binding. The record is from RefSeq and is a predicted model, not a curated record. Gene Ontology annotation, biological process: cell-cell signaling; smoothened signaling pathway; regulation of gene expression.